AUGCGGACCAAUGAGAUUAGCCUGGAAGAUGCUCGGCAUCACAACCCCAGCGUGGAGGGCGACAACUUUCCUUUAGCAGGUCUCCCAACAACAUCACGUUGGUACAUUGAUGUCCGAGAAUGGGAGUCCAAUGGCAAGGAUCUGCCGCUCUUAGGAUCCCUUCGUCCCGAUGAGCAGAAAGCCGUGAAAAGGUAUUAUCAUGCCACAGACAAACGCAUGUCGCUGGCCUCACAUCUUCUCAAAUAUUUAUACAUCCACCACGCUUGCGGUAUUCCAUGGAAAGAAAUAAUCCUCAUGCGCACGGAAAUGCCCGAAAAUCGACCAUACUACAAAUCUGCCUCAGACACUCAGGUGGAAUUUAACGUCACCCACCAGGCAGGGCUUACCGUGCUGGCAGGGACCGUUGCUCCGAAGUCUGAACAGAUGCAAAGACACUCCAUUGGAGGAGCUUUACCACACCAACCCCGGCUGGGUAUCGACGUAACCUGUGUGAAUGAGAACCGCCGCAGGGUAAUCAAGACCAUGCCGGAGUACCUGGACCAUGUAUCGAUUUUCGUGGAUGUAUUUUCGGAUCGGGAGCUUGAGAUCAUGAGAAAUCCAGCCGACGCCCUUCGCCAAGCUCGAGCACUUGGUCUUGCAAAAGCAUUUGAUGGUUCAAAUACCCAAGAAACAAUAGUCAGGUUUGGCGUGCGUCUGUUCUAUUCAUACUGGGCUCUCAAAGAAGCAUACCUGAAAAUGACCGGAGAUGCCCUUCUGGCUCCUUGGGUGCGCACUCUUGAGUUCUCAAACGUUAUCCCUCCCGACCCUGUCGAUCCUCUACAUGCUCCGAAACCAUACGUUCCGUCUCAAAAUCCGAAAUAUAUCCCGCAGUCACCUAAAAACUGGGGCCCUCCAUUUGAUGGUGUCAAAAUCACCAAAGCAGGGGAAGCACUUGAUGAUGUCCGUCUUCAACUAGUUGCCUUCGAGUCUGACUAUAUCGUUGCAGUUGCUGGUCGGGGCCUCCCUGUUGGCGUUUUCCCAGAUCUGAAGUGUAACGAGGGUCUGCAUCAUCUGCCUGGACAGAUCACUGUGCGUUCUGGGGACGCCAAGGAAGAGUAUCGCAUUCCUCUCAGUACUAUGAAGGUUAUUGGUCAUAUGGAUCCGUGGAAUAUUCCAUCUUCAAUCACAGAUCCUUGGCUCCCGAUGCAAGAAGUUGAUAUUGAUCUUGAUAUUCGAGCCUGUGCGGAGGGUCGAUGUGCUCAUCUUGAGGAUCAUGAAUCGGUUCUUUCCGGUGUUCAUAUACGUGAUUCAGUAUAG
Messenger RNA from Penicillium longicatenatum, 1296 nucleotides. RefSeq names its product 4'-phosphopantetheinyl transferase family protein. The transcript has a single exon. The coding region runs from base 1 to 1296 and encodes 431 amino acids. Gene Ontology annotation, molecular function: holo-[acyl-carrier-protein] synthase activity; magnesium ion binding. NCBI's taxonomy places the organism in Eukaryota, Fungi, Ascomycota, Eurotiomycetes, Eurotiales, Aspergillaceae. Gene Ontology annotation, cellular component: cytosol. The record is from RefSeq and is a predicted model, not a curated record.